AUGGCAGAACAUCAGGAGGCAAGUUGGCAACUAUUCAGUGAGGAGCUAAGGCAUGCGCUGACAACUCUGACUCAGCCGCUGCUCCCAGGCUAUGUAGACGAAGCGAAUCGCACUGAUAACAAUGGGCUUCAAACUGUGUUGAAUGAGGUGAUUGAUUGGGUCACACAACACCCACCUAAAGAAAAAGAGAUCCCCAAAGCUUUAGCACGCUUGGCUUGUGUGAUGUCUGUCCAAAUUAAGAGACAGGACGAAGCCAUGGGGAGGGCCCAAGAACAAAUACGGGCACAAAUGAAGGAAAUUGAUCAUCUCAAAGAGGAGCUGGGAGGCACUGAAAGGGCUCUACAGCAAACUCGAGACCGUUUGGAUGAGAUGCAAGCAGAGCCUCCAUCCCAACAUGAUCAAGACCCUUCCUUAGUAACCCAAAUCUCAGACUUGCGUGACACCAUUGAGGAAAAGGAAGCUCAACUUUCGGACGCUAGGUCCACCGUUCUUGAACAAUUACAGGAGUUGUCAAGAGUGAAAAGCAACCUAGAUCAGUCCUCAACUGAUGCAAGGGACUGGAAGGCCCGGUUUGAAAGCAAAAGGGUGGCCCUCGAAGCUGAAGAGAGACAUUCUGCUAAUUUAAAGCAAAUGCUCCUCGAGACUCAGAGGAAACUUACUGUGGGUCAACCCCAGCAAGAUCAGAGCGGGCGAAGCUCGCUUGAGGAAGUUUCCAGGUGCUCUUGUGGAUGACAAAAUCUACUUGAUCAAAGCUACCUCCAAUCGAGAGGUUAGCAGCUUCAUUGAACGACAACCGCGUCGGGUCAAGAACGACUAUGACCGGCUGUGUCAGGCAUUAGUUGACGAGUUCUCUGACCCCCUUACACCCACUGGUUUAGCUGCUGCACUGUUAGUCAAACAGGAGAGACAGGAAUCUCCCCAGUCGUACUACAGUGGCCUUCGCCAGGCUUACUUUGGUUGUCAAAAUGAACCUGAAAUGGAGGAAGAUCUAAACUUUAAGACUUUGUUUGUUCAAAACCUCCAUCCGACCACGAGUCAUCAUCUUGGUGUUGCUGCUUGUCCCCGAACCUUAAACAGCAGACAGCUCCGCGAACUGGCUGUAAAAGGCUUUGCUAAACAGCGACACACCCAAUCUAAGAAAGCCGAACCUGGUACUGUCUUGGCUGUGGACACAAGGUCCAUGCCCCUAGAUCUGGAGGGCGGUGCCGUGGGUGCGCAUUCAGAUGCACCUCAAACUGCAACAGCCCGACCAACCCAGAAUCUGAAAACUUCCCGAUAUCAGCCAGCUGAUAAAGGUCAAAACCUGAAGCAGCCUCAGUCUGACAGUGAACAACACCAGGUCAGAUUUGACGAAGAUCGUCCACCCUCAUACUCUCGCAGGGAUGGGGCUCACCCUAGAAGGGAUGACACCCAUCGGCCCUACCGACCUGACAACAGGGGGUGGAGAGACCGGUCAGAUCGUUAUGGCCCACGCCGAGAACGAAACUCAGAGCGACCUUACCCGCAGUUUCAGUCAGCACUUUCUGACGAAGAGAUGGGUACAAAGGCCAAAUCAGACCCUCCCCAGAAGGGUAGUGGAUCUAAAGGUGGAUCUAAGGGUGAAUCAAAGUCCUCUGAUCUGACAGAGGAAGAACGCAAACUCCUAAGACAAAUAAUCCGUAGAAUACAGAGAAAAGGAGAUAAGAAAGCAGAUCUCUCUCUGUCGCUGACGCCGCCGUCCAGGAUGACACUUCUGAGCCAAACAUGAUGCCUGUCCAGCAGACUGCAGUUCAGGAGGACGUGUGUAUGUCCUUACAGGAGUCGGUGACACCCUCACCAGCUAACACUCCUGCCGAUCUUGAACCUCGGGACAACACAUCACAAGAAACGACAUCUACCAGCGCCGUCUUGGUAGUACAGGCGAACUCCGCAGAGGAGCCAGCCGAAGAAGACUCCUCACUUAUUCUGCUUGAACCACCUUUCCUCCAAUUCUUGUGCAACCUCACUGAGAAGGGUAUCGCACAGAAGUUUUAUAUUAAUACUGUCCUUGAAAAUGAACUUCAACACGAAGCUCUCUUAGACACUGCUGCUGACAUCACUCUGAUGUCCUCCACGCUCUUUAACCGCCUGCGCAAUAUGGUGCAGCAGUCCAACAGGGACAUCAAGCUGCAGCCCUGCGCCAUGGAGAUUCGGCCGUACUCCACAGACAGUACGACCUUAAAAACAAUGACGAUGUUGAACAUCUCCAUUGGACCAAUGAAAAUCAUGCACCCCGUGUAUGUGUCACCCCUUGAGUCGAUUCCUUUCCUCAUCGGUCAAGACCUUUUAAAAAGGUUUGAGCCCCUGAUCGAUUAUCGACAGCUGAAAAUAUGGGCACAGGUCCGCAGACCAUUACCCAUACCAGCAACUGACAAGAAUCGGGCUCAGUGUUACGCCCUGACGCGUGAACUUGCUACAAGCACACCGACAAGUGUAAGCUCACCGGAGCAACCCUACUUGAUUGACGACGAGCCACAACCCUGCUCGUGGCCUUUCGAUGACUCAGUCAUAAAAAGGGACACAUUUUUGUGCAAAUUCGAUGACACCAAUGGACCCGACACGCCCGGGCCAUUGAUCACUGACGGCAUUAACUUGAAUGAGUAUCACGUCAACAAUGUGAUUUUGGCUCUUUGGGCUGACAAAUCAGCCAUCAGCCGUGAACUGUACGACGCCUUAUCUAGGGAUGACCCGAACCUCCAGUGUGUUCGGAAAGCAUUUCGCUUCCCUUGGACUCCCUUCCUAAAGCCACCAUGA
This is a messenger RNA of Xyrichtys novacula (pearly razorfish), 2772 nucleotides long. NCBI's taxonomy places the organism in Eukaryota, Metazoa, Chordata, Actinopteri, Labriformes, Labridae. The record is from the annotation of a GenBank genome assembly.